UCGUUAAAAACCCAAACACCUGCUCUCAAUCUUCCCCCACCGUACCAAAUCAUCAUUCGGUAGAACAAGCCACGAAGGACAGACACACACACACAUUGCUAAACCUUGUCUUGUUUCUUCAUAAUUUAAUUGCCUUUCCAUAUCCACAAUGCCAACCGCACAACAGCAAUCGAACCGAGCCAGGGCGUUAUGGCUCACCUGCCUAGCCUCCUCCUUCCGCACCGCCUUAGCCUGCACCAUAGUAGGCAUCAUCACCUUGUACGGUCCAGCUUCCGUCCAAAGUCAAGUGGCAUUCCCUGCAUUUUCCUACGUGACAGUCAUCCUAGUGGUCACGGACGCCACGUUGGGUGACACGUUGCACGGCUGCUGGCUGGCUCUUUACGCCUCCGUCCAGAGCCUUGGACCAGCCAUGUUGAGCCUGUGGUUGAUACGACCAACCAAGCUAACGAGUGGAACCACGGCCCUUGCGGUGGCUUUAGGGGGGAUGAUAGUGGUGUUGCCGGAAGCAACUCACAUGGUAGCCAAGCGAAUAGCGUUGGGCCAAAUUGUUAUAGUCUAUGUUAUUGGUUUCAUUAAUGGUGGCCAAACGGAACCAAUCAUGCAUCCGGUGCAUGUGGCGGCUAGCACUGCGGUCGGGGUGUUGGCCUGCGUUUUAGCCUUAAUGUUUCCUUACCCAAGAUUGGCUUGUUGCGAGGCCAAGAAAAGCUGCAAACAACUGGCGGAGAACAGCUCGGAGAGGCUGAAACUUUUCGUUAAGGCACUUUGCGCACAAGAUAAAGCAGCGGCAUCUGGUUUUAUUUCUCAAGCAAAGCUAUUAAACGCCGCCGCACAUAAACUUGUUCAAAGCAUUAAACGCUUCCAAGGGAGCAUGAAAUGGGAGAAACUCCCGUUCAAGUUUCUGAGACCCUAUUACAUGAACUCAGGGGAGAACCCGCAAGAAAUGGAGAUGGCUUUAAGAGGAAUGGAAAUUGCUUUGGAGAGUAUUCCUUCAUUUCCAGGGAGUUUAAUGGUGGAUGAUGGAGAACUCAAAGACGGCUUGCUCAGGCUAGAAGAUCACAUUAGCUGUACCAUAAGACAGUCCAAGUGUUUGGUCCCGGGUGAUUCCAGUACUGUUCCGGAAUCAAAUGCUGAAGAUGUUACCAAGUUCUUCCAAUCUCUCCAAACAAUGCCACAAUCCCACCAAGAUUUACCCACUUUUUUCUUCUUAUUCUGCAUGAAACUUCUCCAUAGUAAGUCGUUGCCGGAGCCAAGGACCAAAAAACCGGUUCUGGAAAAUGGGAAGUCGAAACAAAAUGGGUUCUCCUUCAAGGAGGUUUGGAGCAGCUGUGGUCUUAAUAGCCGAAGGGUGAAGCCGGCCUUGAAGUUCUCACUUUCUUUAGGAUGUGCAGUUCUAUUUGGGCUGAAAUACAGUAAGCCCAAUGGAUUCUGGUCGGGACUCCCGGUUGCAAUCAGCUUUGCUGCCGCAAGAGAGGCGACAUUUAAGGUUGCAAAUAUUAAAGCACAAGGGACAGUUCUGGGGACAGUGUAUGGAGUUAUAGGGUGCUUUCUUUUCGAAAGGCUCUUGCCAAUCAGGUUUUUGUCUCUUCUUCCUUGGUUCAUCUUCACAAGUUUCCUAAGGCAAAGCAAGAUGUAUGGUCAGGCAGGUGGAAUAUCUGCUGUCAUUGGAGCCCUACUGAUAUUGGGAAGGAAAAACUUUGGUCCACCAAGUGAGUUCGCCAUUGCAAGAAUCAUUGAAACAUUUAUUGGAUUGUCUUGUUCGAUUGGGGUAGAGCUUCUUUUCCAACCCAAAAGAGCUUCAACUUUGGCCAAAAUCGAGCUCUCUAAAAGUUUGGGGACAUUGCAUGAAUGCAUCGACAACCUCUCUCUCCAAGCCAAUCAUGUAGAGAGUCACAAAAAGUUGAAAUUCCAUGUGAAUCAGCUAGGGAAAUUCAUUGGAGAAGCUGAGGUGGAACCUGAUUUUUGGUUUUUGCCAUUUCAUAGUGCUUGCCAUGGUAAGCUUUUUGGGUCUUUGUCAAAGAUGUCGGAUCUCCUGCUUUUUGGCACUCAUGCAAUAAGGUUCCUCCAACAAGAGUCACAAAAACUCGAAACUUCUUGGAAGGAAACUGUAAAUAAACUAGACGGUGACCUUAAACUCUUCAAAGGGUCAGUUGGGUCUUUAAUAAAAUGCCUCGGAAAUAUCACAUCGAUCCCUAUGCUUGACAAGGGACUUCAAAAGGAUGGCAUCUCUUAUGAUAUCGAGAUGGGAAAACCCCCAUGCCCGAAUUUUUUCAGGGUUUCCGAUUCAGAAGAGGACGAAGAUGAGCUGAACAAGGCUUUGAGUUCAUUUCUUCAACAUUCGAAAGAAGCAGUGGAUAUGAUCCAUGGCAUUGAAGGUGAGAAGGAGAUUAAGAGCCAAAUGGUGUUAAGUUUGAGUUGCAUGGGGUAUUGCAUCAAAGUUUUGAUUGCAGAAACCCGAAUGAUUGAAGAAGGAAUAAGGGAACUUGUUCAGUGGGAGAAUCCUUCGACCCCUGUCAACUUGCAUGAAAUCUCAUGCAAAAUACGUGCUCAAUACAGUUAAUUGUAAUUGUACCAUGAACAAGUAAAUAAUUUAUUCUUAGAAGAUAUGCUAAUUACUAAUACAUCUAUACCCUUAUAAAAAAAGAUUAUAUCCAA
Molecule: messenger RNA, 2652 nt
Organism: Gossypium arboreum
Lineage: Eukaryota; Viridiplantae; Streptophyta; Magnoliopsida; Malvales; Malvaceae
Exons: 3
Coding region: 149-2557 (802 amino acids)
Biological process (GO): transmembrane transport
Cellular component (GO): plasma membrane
Molecular function (GO): transmembrane transporter activity
Source: RefSeq, a predicted model, not a curated record